ACAGCUCACACUCUCUCGGACAUUUGGAAUCCAAAUCGGAGUGUGAUACUUUCGUUAAAUCGUCACCUACUUGUGUGUUUCAUUUCCUUGUAGUAAACAACUUAUUAAAAUCGUACUCUGUCCAAGGAAAAAAAAAAAAAAAUCACGAGAUAAGUUGCGUGUGCGCGCAGAGCAGAGGCCAACCAAGUUUUAUAAUAAUACAUACAGGGUGUAAAUCUGUGUAUAAAUGCGCGAUGCGCGAGCUGCGUCUAAAUCGCGUCGGGAGUGCUGGGGGACGUCCGCGUGUGUGCGAAAAAGCUGAGGUUUGCUAACUUUCUUUUCCUUGCCUUGUCAACCUCGAGCUUAACCUCUUCCUCCAGGAUACGUGUGUGGACCCGAAGAACCAAAACAAAAUUAAAAGGCGGGGCUGCUAUACAUGCCUAGGGGGGAAAGAAGCACGUCUGCUAAAACGUCUGCUUUAACAAUGGUGUGCAUUGCAGCUGCUGCAGCUAACGUGAGUUAUAGUAGAUGGCCAACGAUUUAGCGAAAAAUCGUCAAUUUGCCCGAGGUAUGGAUUCCGGAGGAUGGGCAAGUAGAGUGCUAGAGUUGACCAAUUACUGCUGGCACCUGGUACCUGAUACCUGGCACUGCUGCUCCUGAUUCAGUGUACAUGCCAGUCUCUGACGUAUUGUGUUGCUGUACUUGAGUAUAUACUGUUGGUGGUGUAUAUGUUUGUGUAAUCCGAGCAACAGAAAGCGUUUGGGAGAAACUCAUCCGCCAAUGAUAAGCCAUAAAGCAUAAGUGGACAGGAUAAGAGAGAUAAAGAAAGCGGCAUCGUCGUCUCGCGCGCUAUCAAUGGACGCGGCCAUGUUUUCCCGCAGCAGAAACCAUCAUUGCCGCCGCCACCGUCGCCGCCGUGACUGAGAAGUGUGAGCGAGGCGAGGAAAAAUAAAAUAAAAUAAAAAGAGUUGCAAGUUGGAAGAAAAGUGUGUUGGUUGUGUGUACGCAUCUAAGAGAGGAGGAGGAGGAGGAGGAGGAGGUCGGCUGUUAGAAGAGGCAAGCGCCGCCUUGGGACUAGCAACUUGACGAGGGGAGCAAAAGGUGCAGGUUGCAGUGCUGGAUUCUUGCUGGGUGCAGGCGGUGGUGCUCGUGCUAGCGGCUAGCGGCUGGCUAGCUGCUUAUCAAGCACGUUGACAGGAUGCCGAAAUGCGACGCGAAGACCAAGUAUCUUCCGGCCGCCUUUGCCUGGAUCCUCCUCGUUGGCUCGACCACGCUAUUCUUCGUCUAUCCUUGCCAGUAUUAUAUUAGCAAAUAUCAAUGGGUACCACCACUGCAAGGAGUCAUUACAUUCUUUGUGCUGGCAAAUUUUACACUAGCGACCUUUAUGGAUCCAGGAGUAAUACCAAAAGCUCCCCCAGAUGAAGACAGGGAAGACGAUUUCAGAGCACCGCUGUACAAGAAUGUUGAUAUCAACGGAAUCACCGUACGAAUGAAAUGGUGUGUCACUUGCAAGUUUUAUCGGCCUCCAAGAUGUUCACAUUGCAGUGUUUGCAAUCAUUGUAUCGAGACUUUUGACCACCACUGUCCGUGGGUGAAUAACUGCAUUGGAAGGAGAAAUUACCGAUUUUUCUUUUUCUUUCUUCUGUCACUAAGUAUGCAUAUGCUUAGUAUAUUUGGACUGUGUUUGUACUUUGUUUUGGAGCACAAACGAAAUCUCAGUGAAGUUCGCACCAUUGUAGCUAUCUCACUCAUGGUAGUGGUUACGCUUCUUUUCAUUCCAAUUUUCGGAUUAACGGCUUUUCACAUAGUGUUGGUCUCGCGAGGCCGCACGACAAACGAACAAGUUACUGGAAAAUUCAAUGGUGGCUACAAUCCGUUUUCACGAGGCUGCUGGCGCAAUUGUUGUUACACGCAAUUUGGACCAAUCUUCCCAAGUUUAUUAAAGCCUGAAAAGUACUCAGGAAAACGGCGCGGAGCCUGCACGUCCGAAAUCUCAACGAUAGACAGCGAGAACCAGGUAAAAACCUACAUGGAUAGCAGCAAUGGUGUUAGAAAUGCCAGUUCAAAUGCUUACAAUAAGCUGUCACCGGGUAGAGACGGCUCAGACACAGAUAUGGAGCCUACCGCUUCUCAAUCAGCAGACUGCGAACCAACUCCGCCUUUACAGAGACACGGUUCGAAAAACAAUUUCUUCCUGCCACCUGUGGAGAACAGCGACUCUCCCAGGCAUUCACAGCAAUCGCAGCAUCGUCAUCCUGUACAUUAUCCCCGGGGCAGCCCACACCCAAAGCCGCGGGGUGUAAACGGCUCGCGAAGCCACACGCCGGACCCGCUCGCGGACUCGAGUGGUGCCCCAGCCACAGCUGGCCAUGAAGGUGGAAAUGGCAAUGGCGGCGCUCCUACGCGGGCUCACACGGGAGGCAGCCCGACGAUGCAACAGAGAAUCAAGGCUAUCGGUGUGCCGACGCCGCUCGCGAUAUCCAGUCCGAUUCGCAGGUCGAACCCGGGCACCCCGACGCAGGUCCGUCGGCCGGACUUUAUCGGCGUGUCCGAGCAGCAGCACCACCACCACCAUCAACAGUCUGUCCAGCAGCAAGCCAAGUACUACGACGCCCAGCACCCGGGGAAUCCCGGCUACAGUCCCCAGCGGCGCUUCCUCUCCGAGAGCGAGCUCGUGCGCCAGGCUAACGAGCAUCCCUACGCUCGCACGAACAACACCGUGGACAACAUAAGAGAGCUCGCCGGCUCGCCCCAGCGCAGCGUCUACACCUGGAAGGACAAUUCGCCUGGCGGCUUUCCCUCCACCGGCCCGACCUCCACCGUCGCGGCUCUCGCUGCCGCCCACCAGGCCGCUCAACACCAGGCGGCUAUGGGAGGACCAGGUGCGCAGCGACCGCCACUACCGUACGACUACUACCGAUCGAAUCCAACGUCGCCGACGCAACAGCCAUACUCCCAACACGGUGGUGGUCCCCGGGCCGCUUACCAUCCGGUCGUGAGAGGCGGAGUACCGGUCUACCCGCCCCACCAGUCGCCCCAGGUCAAGCGCAAGACUAGCAUGGCGACGCCGACGACGCCGACGGCAUCGGGCACGUCGGCGGGGGUCGCGGGUAACAGCAGCUCCGGCGUCGUCGUGACGGACAACAGGCGUCGGCCCAUGUCGUUCGUGCGGGCCCUCGAGAUGACCGACUCGAUGGAGAUGGUCGCGCCACCGGGCAGCGAUGCGUCCAAGGGUUCCGCGCCCGGGACGACGGGAGCCACGGCUAAUCAGAAUCAGAGGCCCACGUCGCCAAACGCGGCAGACCGAGCGAGCGUCUACGACAUGAACUAUGAGAUAUCGGUAUAGCGCAACUGUUACGUCUCCCCGCCGGCCAUGUGUGGCUGGAGGGAGAUGAGGCGCGACUCGCCGAGUCUCUUCUUUCACGUGAGCGCCAAGGAAGUCGCGAGCCUUGCGGCCAAGAAGGCUGCCGCCGCGGCCAAGGCCAAGGCGCAUGGCUGCCAGGUCUCUGUCUGAGCACGUUGAAAGGGGCCCCUUACAGUUUACAAUUAUUAUUUUAUUAUCAUUAUUACUUUGAUUAUCAUCAUUGCUAUUCAUCAUUAUUGUCAUCAUCAUUUCUGUCGCAGCGACGAGGAUGGUGGAGAUGAUGCUACUGUUCUCGUGCGCGUCCGUUUUUUCUCAUUCUUGCGUUCUCUCCAUGGUUUACACGAACAAUUUUGCCUUUUGUAGUAAGGCGCUUCGGUGCAUGCGUGGAUGAGGAUGUUUUUUGAUACUUUUUUUUUCCUCUUUUUUUUUUUUUUUUUUUUUUAAUUUAUUUUUUUUCGACUUAUGGUACUGAUUAAAGAAUCAACUGUAGUAUACAGUCUGGAGCUCACUGUUAGAAGUGAUAAUUGAUUACAUCAUGAUAUCCCGAGCACGUUUUAGAAUAUCAUUAAGCAAUAUGGUAUGAACACAUGUUGCUUCUAAUAGUGAUCCUAAAAAAGCACAAAAGUAAUUUCAAAAAAUAGUCUGUAUUCAAGAUAAUCAACGGAAAAUACGUGUUUAAAAGCAUUUUUUACUAUGAGUGGAAAUGUGUGAUAAACAAAAAUGAAUUAUGUGUACAGUGGCUAGUGGUCGAAGUGGUUAUAUUAAAAAAAUAAUGAUAAACAAAGUGAACUGUACUGAAAAAUUUCGGUGGGUGUAAGAUUCGUUAGAUUUCUCGUUGUUACUCAAUUUCUCAUCGUAAUCUUUAUAAUCAGUGAUCAUCAACGGCAGGUAUAUUUGUUGUGACCUCAACUUUUUUUUUUUUUUUUUUUAAGA
Messenger RNA from Copidosoma floridanum, 4276 nucleotides. It is a transcript of the gene Zdhhc8, whose product is annotated as zinc finger DHHC-type containing 8. Gene Ontology annotation, molecular function: palmitoyltransferase activity. Lineage: Eukaryota; Metazoa; Arthropoda; Insecta; Hymenoptera; Encyrtidae. Gene Ontology annotation, biological process: protein palmitoylation. The record is from RefSeq and is a predicted model, not a curated record.